Daktulosphaira vitifoliae (grape phylloxera) is the source of this 1166-nucleotide messenger RNA. RefSeq names its product DNA-directed RNA polymerase III subunit RPC7-like (gene Polr3G). The record is from RefSeq and is a predicted model, not a curated record. The transcript is spliced from 2 exons. Bases 140 to 904 code for a protein of 254 amino acids. Gene Ontology annotation, cellular component: RNA polymerase III complex. NCBI's taxonomy places the organism in Eukaryota, Metazoa, Arthropoda, Insecta, Hemiptera, Phylloxeridae. Gene Ontology annotation, biological process: transcription by RNA polymerase III.
GAUGAGUUAGAAUCUGGUGAAACUGAUGCCACUUGUCCUAGUUGUUCUUUAGUCGUGAAAGUAAUUUAUGAUCCAGAAACAUUACCCCAUAAGCAAAAAUCAACUAUUUCUAAUAGAAGUGUAGAGAAGUGCUAGUGUUAUGGCUGGUGCUAGUAGAGGCAGAGGCAGGGGAAGAGGAGGUGGAAAUUUUGGCCGUCCUCAUAUUUCUAUUGGCAAUGAAAAAGUUGAGCCAGAUGACCCUUUAGACUUCAAAGCACCUGAACUUUUCCCAUCUUUGCGAGCCAAUAUAACUGAAAUUGAAGAAGAUAGUGAAGAUGAUGAUUUAAUUAUUUUUGAAAAACAAUUAGCAAAACAUUUCCAUGAAGCCGCAUCAUUUAUAUCUAAAGAAGAUUUUACCAGUCCUUGGUCUUAUCUCAAAACCAUAGAAAACCAUAAUUAUUUCCCGCCAUCUCUGUUACCAAAGAAAAAGAAAACUAUUGAUGAAAAGCCUUUUAGUGAUAUACAAUGGAUGGACAAAUUAAAGGACGAAGUUAUUAAUCAUGAUUAUUUAUCUUUAAAGCAAGUGAUAUCUGCUAAGAAAACAAAAAUAGAUGAUUUUUUAAAUCCCACAAGUAAAAAGAAAGCUAAAGUUGAAAAUAACCCAACUACUUCACAGCUUAUUAAUGAAAAUGCUGUUAAAGAGCUUGAUGAAGAGGAAGAUAUAGAUGUUGAAGAUAGUGAUGAAACAAAAAAGAAAGAUGAAGAAAAAGAAGGUGAAGUAAAGGAUAUAGAUGAAGAGUAUGAAAGUGAUGUUGAUGAUGAGCUAGAUGAUGGCACAGACUACAACAAAAAUUAUUUUGAUAAUGGAGAAGGAUAUCUUGAUGAUGAUGAUGAUGGCUUAGAUGAUAAUGAUGCUAUUUAUUAAUACAAUUAAUAUAAAUCACAAUUUACUGAUAAUUUUGUAUUUAUUUUUAGUAAUUAAGUAUUGAAAAACUGUUUUUUUUUUAAUUAAGUUACUUGUUUAUGUUUAUUGAUUUGUUUAUAUGUUAUUUUACCCCCUGAAGUAUAUAUCUAAUUUAUAAGUUUAUAUAUUGUAUAUAAUAAAUUUUUUUCGGUUAAAUGUUAAACCAAUGACCUGCUAUCUAUCAGUAGUUAGGUUCUUGUAAAUAUUUAUAUAGUUUUCAAUA